Messenger RNA from Medicago truncatula (barrel medic), 860 nucleotides. RefSeq lists its product as uncharacterized. The coding region runs from base 79 to 618 and encodes 179 amino acids. The record is from RefSeq and is a predicted model, not a curated record. The transcript is spliced from 3 exons. NCBI's taxonomy places the organism in Eukaryota, Viridiplantae, Streptophyta, Magnoliopsida, Fabales, Fabaceae.
AUUCUUCAUUUUUUACAUUCUAUUCCUUAAUUCUUGAUACACAAUACACAAAUCUUAUAAAAGCCAGAAUUUUAAACCAUGCCUUUCUCAUCCAAAUUACCUUUGAUUAUGUUUUUUUGUUCCCUUAUUAUCCAUUCAUCUUUAGCUGAAGUUGUGUGUGAGGAAUUGCAAAAGGAUCUAUGUUCUUUCUCAAUAGCUUCUUCGGGAAAACGGUGUUUGUUGGAGACAGAGAAGGCUGCAGAUGGUGGCAUCGAGUAUCAAUGUAGGACAUCAGAAGUAGUGUUGGAGCGAAUGGCGGGAUACAUAGAGACAGAUCAAUGUGUGAAAGCAUGUGGAGUUGAAAGGAAUUUUGUCGGAAUUUCUUCCGAUGCAUUGCUUGAGCCACAAUUCACAGCCAAACUUUGUUCAUCAUCUUGUUACCAAAAUUGCCCCAAUAUUGUUGACCUUUACUUCAAUUUGGCUGCUGGGGAAGGUGUGUUUUUGCCUGACCUCUGUGAGAUACAAAAGACCAACCCUCAUCGCGCUAUGAUCGAGCUUGUGAGCUCUGGAGCUGCACCUGGCCCUGUUUCUGCUCUGUCACAAGACAAGCAUGUAGCAUUUGCCCCUUCUCCCCUGUAAACAAAGUAUCCUAGCCCCAUAAAUUAACUUUCACUUUAUUUUGGCAUAGAUUGCAAAAAUAUAUUACGAGUUCAUUAUUAUGUUAUUGGAUUUGAUUAUUGUAAUAAUCUUUGAUGAAGAAACAGUAAUUUGUUGCUACUCGGGGAAUUUUCUCAUUUUGGAAUUUGGUUGUGCUCCAAAUACUUUCAAUAAAUGUGAUGCAUUAUUUGUUAAAUUUUUUAACUCUCAUUGAUAUUUUAUGA